AUGGGGCUGAGCUCUUCCAGGACGCGCCACAGGGUAACCAAGGUGGCCCCGGUGCAGGCCGGGGGCGACCUGCCCACCUCACCCUGCGUCUCGGCCCCGCGCUGGUUUUCCCACGCGCCGCAAGAAGUGUCGGAGCGGGAGAAAGCCGCGAUCCCGAGGCAGCUCCCGCCUCUCCGGGAAACUGGGUACGGGCGACCUGCUGCAGGGCCCAGACCCCUUUCUUUCAACACCAUGCUGGAAAAGGGAGACACCAGCAUCAUUAAGCAGCACCCACCUCGGAGACCUCAAAAGCUGGAACCUGCUGGCCUUCUCGCUGCUGAAAAGCUCCCAAGUCAGCAAGACGUGGCAGCAACUCCGAAAGCAAAGGCUCUGGAGAAGAGGGGGCAAACCCUGAAGCACCUCCCUGGCAGACGGCAGCACUUACACAAGCUGCAGAUGCUGGACUUGAACCGCAGGCACCAAGAGGCUGGGCUGAAGAGAAAUCUCCACAGGGAGGCAAAAAUCAAUAAACAAAAAAUCAAGGAAUUCAACACGAAGAAAGUCCUUGGCAAUCUCCAUAGAAGCAACAGCUCCGAAAGCCAAGACCUCAUCCCUGCUGAGCACAAUCAGACUUUUAAUGGAGACUGGCAUGGAAAUACAUGGGAUAGACGAUUCUCAGGGCAACACGAUGGGGCUGAAUCUUCUGCAAGCAAGAGCAGUAAAGUUGACAUGUGGUUCUGUCGGGAGCAGCCUACAAGAGACUUGUUCUGGGAUAGCUCCAGCACUGACUCGGAGGGCUGGGAAAGGGAAAGGAGGAAGUUUUAUCACAAACCUACACUUACAAGAACCAAGACGGAGAGAAUUCCUCUCUUUGAUGAGUUUAUUUUUGAUAAAGAUUUGUAG
Messenger RNA from Rhea pennata, 882 nucleotides. It is a transcript of the gene CCDC198, whose product is annotated as coiled-coil domain containing 198. The transcript has 7 exons. Bases 1 to 882 code for a protein of 293 amino acids. The record is from RefSeq and is a predicted model, not a curated record. NCBI's taxonomy places the organism in Eukaryota, Metazoa, Chordata, Aves, Rheiformes, Rheidae.